CGAGUGUCCUCUUAUGGAAGUGCAGUAACACGAGACAAUGAGGCUCCGCACAUUAUCUUAUGACUGGGAUUGUACAGAGAGCGACAAGCCAACCCGCUUCACCGGACCGCACGGAAAACACGACUUACAGUCUGCCACAGUAUAUGUCAGUAUGAGAUGUCGUCCCUCAGUGCUAGCUUCGUUCAGAUCCGAUUCGAUGACAUCCGCUUCUAUGAGAACUGCGGUGGAGGGAGCUUUGGUAGCGUCUACCGGGCACAUUGGAUCUCACAGGACAAAGAGGUGGCGGUCAAAAAACUGCUGAAGAUCGAUGCUGAGGCUGAGAUUCUCAGUGUCCUGAGCCACAAAAACAUUAUUCAGUUCUAUGGAGCCAUUCUGGAAGCACCCAACUAUGGCAUUGUUACAGAAUAUGCCAGCAGAGGAUCACUAUAUGAAUAUUUGUCCAGUGUUGACAGUGAGGAGAUGGAUAUCGGUAGAGUAAUGACCUGGGCGAUGGACAUUGCAAAAGGAAUGCAUUAUUUACAUGCCGAGGCCCCAGUAAAAGUCAUUCAUAGAGAUCUAAAGUCGAGAAAUGUUGUGUUAACUGCAGAAAAUGUAUUAAAGAUCUGUGAUUUUGGGGCAUCCAAGUUGGUUUCUCACACAACACACAUGUCUCUGGUGGGAACCUUCCCUUGGAUGGCCCCUGAAGUGAUCCAGAGCUUGCCAGUCUCAGAAACCUGUGACACCUACUCUUAUGGUGUGGUAUUGUGGGAGUUGCUGACCAGAGAAGUGCCAUUUAAAGGUUUUGAGGGAUUGCAGGUGGCCUGGUUGGUUGUAGAAAAGAAUGAGAGGCCAACCAUUCCCAGCAGCUGCCCGGCCAGCUUCGCAGAUCUGAUGAGAUCCUGCUGGAUCGCGGAACCCAAGGAAAGGCCGCAGUUUAAACGGGUCCUGAGCACCUUGGAGACCAUGAAAAAUGACAGCAAGCUGCCCGACCAGUGUAACUCUUUCUUACAUAACAAAGCUGAGUGGAGGUGUGAGAUAGAGGAGACGCUGGAACGCUUGAAACAGCUGGAGAGGGAGUUGAGCUGUAAGGAGCAGGAGCUGGCCGAGAGAGAAAGGAGACUGACAGAGUGGGAGAACAGACUCAUGGAAAGAUCUCGAUCCUGCACUCCUCUGUUUUCACACAUAUCCCCCAUGGCAGCCACUCUCAGUGCCGAGUCCUUCUAUGAGGCUCACAUGGAGGAGAGCAAAAGCUCGGAGGUCAGCUGCCAGAUCUCAUCAACUUGCAGUAAUGGAGAUCUGGGUCAGGCCAGCCUGCAGAAGCUCAUGCUGGAUUUCGGUGGCGUGUUUGACCUGGAUGUGAAUGUUCCCGGCGGUGACCUCGUCCGCCAGUCAGGGAUGCAGGUGAACAUACAAGCCAAGAAGAACUCCUCCAAGUCCUGCAGUGUCCGUGAGGGACGCAAACUGAACAUGGCCAUCACCAUGGACGACUUUGGCUGGUCAGACGACGAUAGCGAUUAGUGGAGGGCAAAAGGGGAUGGUAUCUAGAGUCAGAGCUCGUAAAAAUAAAUUUUAAAGUGUCCAACAGCUGGAAUUAUUAGUUUGUUAAAGGAAUAGUUCACACAAACUGUCAUUAUUUACUCGUGUGUUGUUCUAAACUAGUAUGAAUUACUUCUGUGGAACUCAAAAGGAGAACUUUGGAAUUAAGGCAUAGGGGUUUGGAACAACAUUUUUGGACUUAAGUGAUUUUUGCACCCAACUGUGAUACGUAUCAGUGCAAAACAAUGUUAUUUGAUUCAGAGCAGAGGGUCACAAUUCCCUGUUAGAAGUAGGGCUAUUGUUCUGAAUAUAUUGUCUAACCAGUACAAAUAAUGAGUGUGAGAGAACUUUAGUGGGAUUUCUGAAGCUACGUUUUUGUAAAGCCCUGAAGUUUUUAUAAAAUAAAGAAAAUACCAAAGA
Molecule: messenger RNA, 1935 nt
Organism: Myxocyprinus asiaticus (Chinese sucker)
Lineage: Eukaryota; Metazoa; Chordata; Actinopteri; Cypriniformes; Catostomidae
Product: mitogen-activated protein kinase kinase kinase 20-like
Exons: 12
Coding region: 157-1497 (446 amino acids)
Biological process (GO): protein phosphorylation
Cellular component (GO): cytoplasm
Molecular function (GO): ATP binding; protein kinase activity
Source: RefSeq, a predicted model, not a curated record